Messenger RNA from Polistes dominula (European paper wasp), 4414 nucleotides. RefSeq names its product small conductance calcium-activated potassium channel (gene SK). The record is from RefSeq and is a predicted model, not a curated record. Lineage: Eukaryota; Metazoa; Arthropoda; Insecta; Hymenoptera; Vespidae. Gene Ontology annotation, molecular function: small conductance calcium-activated potassium channel activity; calmodulin binding. Gene Ontology annotation, cellular component: membrane. Gene Ontology annotation, biological process: potassium ion transport.
GGGAGGAGGGAUUAAUUUAUAUAUACAUAUAAAUAUAAAGAAAAGAAGAAAAAGAAGAAGGGUGGAGAGGAAGUGGAGAGUGUGCUGUUUGGUAGUUAGGUGUAGUCCGUAGUAAUUAGUCGUAGUAGUUUGUAGUAAUAUAGGGGUGGUAGUAGUAGAUGCGCGAACGCGCGCGCGUGCACAACCCCCAAAAGAAAGGAAAAGUUCGCGCGCCAACGCAACUAUACACAUACAUACAUAUGUUUGGAAACCGUUAAAAGCUAGGGGAAGUAAACGCGCGCGGUACUAUCAUCGUGUGCACGAGGAGGAAGUGGUUGGAAAAGGGGGUUAGAGGGGAAGGGUGGUUUUGGUUGAUUGGUUUCUUGUGGGACGUGCUGCUGGUAGUGGAGGAGGAGGUAGUGGAGGAAGACGUGGGAAGAGGGGAAAGGUUGAACGGACCCGAUGUUAACGGAGGUCAGGGAAGGAAACUUCGUUGGACGAUAAAGAUCUUAAGAAGAAGAGAAUUGAAGUUAAGGGGGAAACGAGAGGGAGUUGUUGGCGUGGGUGGUGCUGGUGGUUUGUGAGAAAGGUUAAAGGUGAUAGAAAACAAAAAGAAAAACAACAAAGAAAAGAAGAAAAAGUGGAGCUGGAGGAGAAGUAAAGUGGAGAAGAUAAAAAAGAAGAAGAGGAAGAAGAAGAGAAAAAAAAGGGAAUGCUUGAGAAGAAAAAUAGUCUGGCCGAUGGACGACGAGCUUUGUAGUAGUAGUCGUUGUCGUCGUAGUGGCUGCACGUUGCCGUCUCGAUACGGAGGGACGCUGAGAAAAUGGAGAAAAAAUCGUGAUCGGUGUUUACCAUAAAAGAGAAGGGAGGCGAGAGAGAGAGAGAGGAGGAGAAGUGGAGAGGAGAAAUGAACAACACAAACGGUAACGUAGGAUCUCAGGAGGGCGGCAAUGGGAACGAUUAUGGUGGUAGUAACGAAGAGACAGCCGCCCUUCUGAGUAGGGCACCACCCCCGCCGGUGGUGGUUGCCGCGGCGUCUCAGGGCAAGCCGGUGCUAACGCGACAGAAUAGGGCAACAUUUUUGGUUGCUUCACCGCAACUGUCAGUGUCUGGACUUGGCGGCUCCGAGGAGAGCGGCACCACCGAAGAUCCGGCUACAAGAUCGGUACCCGAUAUCGAAUUACACUGUCGAUUGGACGGUGAAUUUCAACAACAACAACAACAACAACAACAACAACAACAACAGCAACAACAACAACAACAACAACAACAGCAACAGCAGCAACAACAGCAGCAGCUGCAACAACAGCAACAAUUGCAACAAAUCGUACCACCUACCAUUUAUAGAUCAAGACAAGUGUCUCAUCAGUAUACUCGUUGCAGAUGCGAUCGAAGGGAUUCUUUAGCGCCCUCCUCGGCCCUUCACUUGGCUCGCAGUGUUUCGAGAGAAAGUGUGAAGAGUGGACAUCAUUGCUGUCCUUGCCAAGCACCACCACCACCAGUUUUGGUGACAACAUCACCAAGUGCACGAAUAAUAAGGCAAAGUUCUCAACCCGAGGCGUCGGCCUGCUGUUGUUCCGGAUGUUGUUGCAAUUUACACGCUGGAAUUGCACCAAGUGCUGCCUCUCUACGGCAACUACGCGAGCCAGGGGAUGGAAUAGCCGGCAUUGCUGCAGAUUCUUUGAGAAUCAAUGGCGGGAUACGACAAUUCCGGCAGUUUCCCUGGUGGUGCAAAUCGUCAUCGUCAUCGAUGGCGACAACGCCUCCACCGCCAACGGCUACGAUGCCCGCUUCCGGUUCUGGUUCCGGUACUCAGGGCGUCGUACUCUGUCCACGUACGCUGUCUCAGGUUCGAAGAUCACGACUAAGAAGAGCCCUCACCGAGGCUACCGCAGAGACCGUCAGCUACGUCAAGACGUUGCGGAAGCCAGUAUCGACACUCUCGAUUCCGGGAGCGAUGAAGAACAGCGGUGGAAGUGGUGGUGGUGGUGGUGGAGGUGUUGGAAGUGGAGUUGGUAGCAGUGGUGGAGCAGGAGGGGGUAUCGGUGGUACCGGUUGCGGAAGUGCAGGAGCUGCGAAUGCUGGCGAGGAUGCAGGAAUCGCACUCGUUGGCGUCCACAGCGAGUAUCCGCGUUACGUUGACGAUAGGGUACUGGGUGCUGGUGGCCCUAUGAAAGGACCAUCCGGUAGUAUCGGACCUGGCUCCAAACACAAACCCAACGUUGGUUAUCGUCUCGGAAGGCGGAAGGCACUUUUCGAGAAACGCAAACGCAUCAGCGAUUAUGCAUUAGUUAUGGGAAUGUUCGGGAUCAUUGUCAUGGUCAUCGAGAAUGAACUCUCCAGCGCCGGCGUUUACGGAAAGGCCUCGUUUUACUCGACAGCACUGAAAACCUUGAUCUCCGUGUCUACUGUGAUACUGCUUGGCCUCAUAUUUGCUUACCAUGCCUUAGAAGUUCAGUUGUUCAUGAUCGAUAACUGCGCUGACGAUUGGAGGAUCGCGAUGACCUGGCAAAGGAUAUCCCAAAUUUCGUUGGAAUUGUUGAUCUGUGCGAUCCAUCCGAUACCCGGGGAGUAUUAUUUCCUAUGGACGACCAAGUUGGCGAAUAAGGGUGGUGAUAUAGGUUCCAAAUGGGUGCCAUAUGACGUAACCCUUUCGCUACCGAUGUUCCUUAGACUCUACCUCAUCUGUCGAGUGAUGUUACUACAUUCGAAGCUUUUCACCGAUGCAUCAUCUCGCAGCAUUGGGGCCUUGAAUCGUAUUAACUUCAACACACGUUUCGUAUUGAAGACCCUUAUGACCAUUUGCCCGGGUACCGUCUUAUUGGUCUUCAUGGUCUCAUUAUGGAUCAUUGCAUCGUGGACGUUACGACAAUGCGAAAGGUUCCACGACGAAGAACAUGCGAAUCUUCUUAAUGCCAUGUGGUUGAUCGCCAUCACGUUUCUCAGCGUUGGUUUCGGUGACAUCGUACCGAACACGUAUUGCGGUCGAGGUAUAGCGGUUUCCACCGGAAUGAUGGGAGCAGGUUGUACGGCUUUGCUCGUCGCUGUUGUUUCCAGGAAACUGGAACUUACAAGGGCGGAGAAGCACGUUCACAACUUCAUGAUGGACACGCAGCUAACAAAAAGGCUGAAAAAUGCUGCAGCAAACGUAUUAAGAGAAACGUGGUUGAUCUAUAAACACACACGCCUAGUGAAACGCGUCAAUCCUGGUCGUGUUCGAACUCAUCAACGAAAAUUCCUAUUGGCUAUAUACGCACUGAGAAAAGUAAAAAUGGAUCAACGGAAGCUAAUGGACAACGCUAAUACGAUAACGGACAUGGCCAAGACGCAGAACACGGUCUACGAGAUAGUCUCGGAUAUGAGUACGCGACAGGACGGUCUAGAGGAACGGCUCGUGAGCGUGGAGGACCGUUUGGUAAACCUUGAGGAAAAACUGAGCACGUUGCAGAGCCAAUUGGAGAUGCUGCCGGAGGAGCUGACGCGGUGCCUAGCGCAACAUGCCGAGCGUAUGGAGCAGAGACGCAACUUCCUGCACCCGGACACGGCGGUGGCGAUGGCGUCUUCCGGUGGUGCCGGUGGUGGCGUCUCCGCCGGUAACAGCCUCGGUUUGGGGAUGUCCCAUGGCGUUUUGGCUAGCGGCAACGCCUCCGGUCAUCAUCCUUUGGCAAAUUUAUCAAACUCGCCAUCCCUUUUGCCGCACUCAAGAAGCGUGCCUAGUGGCCCGAGUGCACCCAGCGCGAUGUCCCUUCAUCCUUGGCCGGUGAGUCCGGUCCUACCAUCUGUCGCUAGUCGUACGCCUCACCUCGUCCCGGAAACUGGUCGACAUCACGGCCACUCGACUGUCGUUGCUACCAUCUCGAGCAGCACGCAUACGCCGGCAGCAGGGCUGACGGCUGCUACGACGACGACGAUGACAACGACGACAACGAUGACGUCGAUGAUGAGCACAACCUCGCAAUCGACCACUAGGCUAACCUCACAAGCCGGCAUGGGUGGACUCGGCAACAGCCAAGGCUCGGAUACGUCCGCGCACAGCUGAGUUUCAUCACUGCAGCCGCAGCAUUCUUACUAAACGGGGAUCCUUCGAGGCCUCCUCCCUCUCUAUCUCUCUCUCACACAUUCUCUCUCUCAUACUUUCUACCAAACGACGAUCACAUCGCAUUCUUUGAGAGAGAAAACCCCUAAAAUUUCCAACCUCAACGAAACAAUCCUGUUCCUCAUCCUCCUACUCCUCAUUCACGAUGGGUCCAAUCCUUUUACCGAUUGACGUUGCCUAUUCGCCUAAAUAAUGCAAAGGACGGAAAUGUUAUUAUCGAUUAAUUGAUUCGGAUCGAUCGAUCGAACAACCAACCAACCAACCAACCAACCGACCUUGCGAGAGACGACGAGAGUGCGGUUAUCGGUGGGGUGUACUGUGCUAACACAACGAGAAAGA